This is a messenger RNA of Cimex lectularius (bed bug), 3899 nucleotides long. RefSeq names its product protein C19orf12 homolog. The record is from RefSeq and is a predicted model, not a curated record. NCBI's taxonomy places the organism in Eukaryota, Metazoa, Arthropoda, Insecta, Hemiptera, Cimicidae. The transcript is spliced from 2 exons. The coding region runs from base 1483 to 2250 and encodes 255 amino acids.
UGCUCAAAGUGUUAGUUUCCCAUGUAGAUGUGUCAUUCUUGUCUGUCGUGUUGAGACCCUGUGACUUCUUUUCUAUUGAAUAGUCAUUGACAAAAAAAAAAAUAUUGAAAAUAACGGUUAUUUAUUCGCCUUGACAUAUUCUCGGUCAUCUGUGAUGCUGUGUAAAUUUAUAGAAAUUUCAUGAAAUUGUAGGGUAGUUAAGAGAUUAAUCCAUGUCUCAAAACGUUUUAUUUUGUGAAUGUUUUUAUGCUUAUUUUAAUGUUAUGCUUAUUUUGCUUUUUUAAUGUUCAAUUAUCUUGGAUUAAUCACUAGAUGUGUCAGAGGUCUGCAGAAUCUUCACAUUUGGGGAGGUUGAUGACAAUCUUUUUAAAAUGCCAAGGGUUUGAAGGUAAUCCUUUCUCUCCUUUUAGGUAAAUUAAACCAACAGAGCUAUAUAUAUGCCACAGCUAGGCAGAGGGAUGGAUAUCUCGUUGAGAAAAAUGGGUAGCUGAUCAUUCGUCAGGAUUGGCUUUUAUUCCAAAACCGUCAUUGUGGUGAUAAAAAAGUAAUCCAGGUCUUUGAAUUUCAAAACUAUUAUCUACUUAAAAUGUACUAUUUCUAUUUUUUAUACUACUAUCUACUAUCUACUUUUUAGUCUACAAGGUUCUCUUGCAUUGCUUUUGAAGUGGUUACUUAUUCCACUUUAAAUGUCUUUGUUAGUGUUUUUAAUUUUUAUCUUUUGUGAAUGAGAGACGUGAAAGCUUGAUAUGGAAAAGCAUCUACCUCUUUUUCAAUUUCUUUUGAUUCAAAUGUCUUAAGAACAAGCACAUUUCUCAAUGUGUUUCUUACAAACCUGUUGUUUCAUAAUUGUUGAAGUCAUGAGGAGCAGACAAGAAUGAGAUAGUUCAGAAUUUUUUUUUCCCGAUGUUUCAACCUUUAUUCCGGUCAUUGUCAGGGCAUAAAAUGAGGUGCUAUCCUUGUGAGACACUUUAUGUGCUGAAGAUGACCUAAAUGAAGGUUGAAACGUGGUAAAAAAAAUUGAAACUACCUCAUUCUUAACCACUCCUCACAACUAAAACAAUUACAUUUCUCAAUUUUGUUAACGAGCUGUCCACUUUUGAAUUGUAAUAGUAAUUAACAAAUAAAUGCCUGUUGCAUUUCUAUUAAUAUUUUAUUUAAUUUCUUUGGUAUCUUAUGACUAAAUUAAUCAGGGCUCUUUCAUAUUUUGCUCUGAAUUAAAAAGGAAAAAUGAAUCCAGAUAUAAAAUUUAAAGUAUUUUAUAGCAAUUUUUGGUUAAAGAAUUAGGGGGGGGGGAGGAAAGUUUCUUAGUACAUAAUCAAAACAGAAAAUCAAAUGUUGUUUAAACAGAAAUAUUUGCAUUCGCCAUAAAAAUUUCCCCUUCCAGAUUCAAAAAGUUAACAUGUUUGCCCAAGUGUUCGAUUGUAGAACAGUGGAUAAAUUUUUUUUAAACUGUGUUGAAAGUCAAAGUUGAGACAAGGGAAAAUGAGGUUUUUCAUAGUGUUAGCUUUUUUUAUUAAUUGUACUUUUAGAAUUGUUCAUUGCCGGCCGGGAGUACAUGGAUUGCUCGAUUAUAGCACAGAUGCGUCAAAGAAAGUAGUUGAUGUCAGUUCUCAUGCUGUGAUAGGAGCCUUAGGAUUGGGAAAUAAGGUUGUACAAUUUGGAAGUGAGCUUGCUUCUAAGAGCCUUGAAGGAACCGCAAAUCUGUCAAAUAGUCUAAUUGAUCUAAGUACAUGGAUCAAAACCAAAACAAUAACCACUAAGGCUUCUGUGUUCAAAUAUUUAUUAGGCAAAUUGGCACGUGCAGCCGAGGUUUUUGAACCUAGCCUACCAGUGAUUUCUUCAGUUAUUAAACUGAUAGCUGUUUUGGGAGAGUUAAUGGUUCGUGGAAUAGAAAAUGCUGGGCUGACUGGUGUAAAGAUAGAAGACUUUGUUUCUAAAGCCAAUGUAGCUGUUCUACAUACAAUAGGCGAAGUGAACAUAAAGGCAGCCGGAGGUGUAGCCGCUUUAGCUACUUUAAAGGGGCAACUUCUUACGACUGGAGUAGCAGCAUUUACGAAAACCAUGUUUGACACAUUGGCAAAAUGGAUGUACAAGGGGCUUUCUUAUUUUGUUACUCCACCUCAAACUGAUUUACCAACGUAUCAUAAUUCUGGGUGGUAUACCAACUUUAAGAGAAAUUCUGCUAAUUCAACUUACAAUGGUGCACCUUAUUUUAUUAAUACUAUUACCAGAUUUUUGAACACUAUAUAAAGUAAAAUGUCAAUGUUACCAUAUUUUGGUUUUAUUUCAUUAAAAUAAAACCAUUUCAAUUUUUUAAUAUUGCUCAGUAUAUAUGUACAAAAUAAAAGCUGUUAACAAAUCCCAUUACCUAUAAAUUGAAGCCAAUAAUUUAAAUAGUAGCGUUUAUCAUUAAAAUAAAACUAUUUUUUUAAUUAUUAAUAAAAAUAAUAUAUAGUUCAAAUUAUUAACUUGUUAUUAUAUAAAGGAUGAUAUAGUAGAAACUGUAAUCUACAGGGAGUAUAAUAUUAUUCUAUAAGACUGUUUUAUUAUAAAAAUUCUUAUAAUUAAAAAGUCACAUUAAUGUGCUGAUUUCUUUAAUGGCUUUGUGCUUUGCUAAGCUUACAAAUGAAAGAUAUGCUUUUAAUUGUUUAAAUUAAGUUAAAUGCCAAUUGUAAUUGUGAAAAACUUUUGUCAUAUCAAUUGGAAAGAAAACAAUAUCAUUUCCAAAUGACAAAUAUUUUUCUAGUGUUGUUAAUAAACUAUAGAAUAAGCAAAAUAAUAAAAUACAGUGUUCUAGUUCAUAACUGUUUUAUUUUUAACCUUUUAAAACUCAGCCUCUGUUUUAAUGCUAGAUGGUAGCAACUGUGUCACUAAAAUGCCCUUUUUUCUCUCGUUCCAAAUCAUAUUGUACAAAUAUUGUUUGGGCAUCUACGUAAUCGUCUCUAAAAACAUGAAAGAGUUUUAUUUGAUCAGUUGUGUAAAGUUGGAUUUUUUUUCCUAUGAAAAAAGGAAGCGAUUUUCAAGGGUCAGUCCACUUCCAAGAUGAAACUAUUGAUGAUCAUUUUUAUGGCCUGUUUGAGUCACUCUAAAUCCCAAGAAUCCACUGAACAUUCACCACCAAAUCCAAAUGCAUCUAGUAUACCAAUUGUAGAGGAGGAUGAGCCGAGAGAAAGUACAGUGACCACUAGUAAUGAGAAACUCAAUGACUCUACACAUCUUGAAUCUCCACAUAAUGUUGAGGGUAGGCUAUUCACACCUGAGUUUUAAAAAAAUGCAUUUUCAAUUAUAUGUUUGCUCCAGAUAAUAUUUUGCAUUCAAAUAAAGAAAUGAGCCCAAUUAUUGGAAAUGAUCCAUUGAAAAUAAUUCCAGAACAAUCUGUCGGAACCAACCAAACAGAAAAGGAUGCAGCGAAUUCAUUAAGCAGUGUGGAUUAUUGGGGACUUACAAAAAGUAAAUUGCAGUGUGCAUGGAACAAACUAAUGCAAAUCAGCAGCCGCACUGUACAAAGUGCGAAGAAAGCCGUGUAUUAUAUAGGAAACAAAUUCAAACAACUAAUAGAUUACAUGAAUCAAGGUCAGGAAAUAGUAGAAUCAUUACAAGAAGCUACGGAAAUGGCAGGUGAGGCUACAAAAAACUCUGAAAGCCAAUCUCUUCAAAUUAUAAACAGUUUUGUUGCACUGUUGAAGCAAAUUCUUAAAAUUCUUAAAACACUUUUGAAAACGGACCCAAUAGAAAUAGCAAAGGAACGAGAAAGCUUAGCAGAAUAGAAUAAUAGAAAUAAAAAUAGAAUAGUUAGAUUGUAUUAAAUUAUAUUUAUUGGUAGAAUCUUAAAACACAGUUGUAAAUAACAAUAAAUAAAUGAAUAUUACUUUAGUAUUGUAUUGUUCACCUAAACAUUU